Messenger RNA from Acytostelium subglobosum LB1, 795 nucleotides. RefSeq lists its product as hypothetical. NCBI's taxonomy places the organism in Eukaryota, Evosea, Eumycetozoa, Acytosteliales, Acytosteliaceae. The record is from RefSeq and is a predicted model, not a curated record. The annotation marks the transcript as partial. The transcript has 3 exons.
AUGUCUGCAGCUGCUUUAAAGAGAGAUUCAAUCAAUGAACAUUUGAUGCUCAAAGAGAGUGUACAAUCAAAUAUUAGUGAGAUACAGAAGUUAAAGAAUGAUAUAGACUUAUUGAAUCAGGACAGGAAGUUCUACUAUGAUGAGAAUCUUACAUUGAAGGAUGAUAAUGCAAGAUUACAGGCAUCAGUUACAAGGUUGGAAUUGGCAAAUGAAAGAUACAAGGCAUUGUUACAACAGACAAAUGAAAAGUUGCAGAGGACACAGACUGAUCAGAUGGCGGCAGUACAUACAAUAAGAUCAAUGUCACAGGUUGCCGAACAGGAUAAGGAGUUUAGGACAAGGUUCAAUCUGCCAGAGGGCGAGUUCUCAAUCAUUGCAUACUCUUGCGCCAAUGACUCGUUCCAAUCGGGCACUCUACACAUCUGUCCAUUCCACAUCUGUUUCGAUCCAAGUGCUUUGGCCAAUGCAUUUGCCAAAGAGAAUCCAAUAUGGACACUGCCCAUCAGGGACAUUGUGUCACUGAACAAGGUCAAAGUGAUCAAGUUCCUGCCGGGCAAGGGCACCUGUGUAGAGAUCCGCACCAAAGAUGGCGGACUGCGCUUCCUCAAGGGUUUCCUCAGUCGCAAGGAGUGUCUGAGGAACAUCUACAAUCAAGCGUUGACCAUUGGUCACAAGAUAGACAUGCUGAGAGAGAAUCUACCGGAUCAGGAACAUGCUGAACCCAUUACCGCCGCCAAGGAUCAGCAGGCAAGUUCUCAAAAGAAUGAAACAAUGACAAAGACGCAGCUGGAAGAC